CAGGCGUGUGAGCAAGUCAUAGCUCAUGAGGGUGUGUUCCAGUGUGAACCCUCCCCAAUGCUUGCCAACAGGAAAAACUAUAAAUGACUGGACAAAUGGGUCUUCACAGUAGACCUCAGAAUAGACUCUGAGGUGUCCGUUGGGUCCUAGGAUAAGGCAGUUCACAUGCGAACUUUGUGGGAUCUUGCCCGUGUCCCUGUUCCUGAGGAUCCUCUCCCUGCCAUCCUGGAAGAGGAGGGCUGGGACCAGAUCGGUGGCUCCGCUGCCUAUGCAGACCAGAGCUGGCCAAAGCCUGCCAGCUGACUCAGCUCGCCCACCCUACCCGGGUCCCACGGGGAGAGGCAGCCCGACGUGGGUAUAAAGCGGCGAGCACCAGGCUCGCGCGCAGCCUCUCCAUUUUUUCCUGUGCGGUGCGGUGCUCGCCUCUCCGCGACGAUGAGCAGCGCUCCUGCCCCGGGCCCGGCGCCGGCUUCCCUCACGCUCUGGGACGAAGAGGACUUCCAGGGUCGUCGCUGCCGGCUGCUGAGCGACUGUGCCAACGUCUGCGAGCGUGGAGCCCUGCGCAGGGUGCGCUCCGUCAAGGUGGAGAACGGCGCAUGGGUGGCCUUCGAGUACCCCGACUUCCAGGGACAGCAGUUCAUUCUGGAGAAAGGAGACUACCCUUGCUGGAGUGCCUGGAGCGGCAGCAGCGGCCACCACAGCAACCAGUUGCUGUCUUUCCGGCCAGUGCUGUGUGCGAACCACAGUGACAGCCGAGUGACACUGUUUGAGGGGGAAAACUUCCAGGGAUGCAAGUUUGAACUCAGUGAUGACUACCCAUCACUGCCUUCCAUGGGCUGGACCAGCAAAGAUGUGGGCUCCCUCAAAGUCAGCUCUGGAGCGUGGGUGGCCUACCAGUACCCAGGCUACCGAGGUUACCAGUAUGUCUUGGAACGGGACCGGCACAGUGGGGAGUUUCGUACCUACAGUGACUUUGGCACGCAGGCUCAUACUGGAAUGCUGCAGUCCAUUCGAAGAGUCCAGCACUAGGCUCCACAUUCCCAGCCAUCACCGCUAAGGUUCUCAAUAAAGGCUCUAGAAUCGA
Molecule: messenger RNA, 1084 nt
Organism: Psammomys obesus (fat sand rat)
Lineage: Eukaryota; Metazoa; Chordata; Mammalia; Rodentia; Muridae
Gene: Cryba2
Product: crystallin beta A2
Exons: 6
Coding region: 436-1029 (197 amino acids)
Biological process (GO): visual perception; lens development in camera-type eye
Molecular function (GO): structural constituent of eye lens
Source: RefSeq, a predicted model, not a curated record